AUGACUUCAUCCAGGGUUUUUAAUAUUAUUUCUCAUACUUCAUUAAAUAUGAAAAUUAUUCUGUAUGCAGUAAAAUCGAUCUUGGGACAUUUUGGAGUGAACUCACCAAAAAAGGACUUUUUAAUGAUUUUAUCAAAAUUCAGUCAUCAAAGUAAUUGCGUUUUGAAAAAUAAUUAUCAACAAUUUAUUCUGUUCAUUCCUCACUCUAUAAUGUUAUUAUUUAAUGAACAAUAUUGGUCUUACUUAUGUUACCUAGAGAACUGUUUCACUUAA
Molecule: messenger RNA, 273 nt
Organism: Clunio marinus
Lineage: Eukaryota; Metazoa; Arthropoda; Insecta; Diptera; Chironomidae
Source: the annotation of a GenBank genome assembly